AUGCUGUUUGGAUUCCAGGUUGUUCACUUGAAGGUUGCAGCGGUGUCUGUCGGAGCUUUCUCUCUGUACUUAGUCAAGAAAGUUCUGUGGGACCUUUACUGCAGACGCGCUUUGGAUGUCAAAAGGAGCGCCAAAAUCGCUAGCCUUCUAGAGGCUAAGUCCAAAUUUUCUUCUUACAUCGAGCAUCAUCCUAUUCCUCGAGACGAUGUUGAUAUGAUCACAAGGCUUCCUCUUCCUGAACUCAUUGAAAAAUUGAAGAAACAAGAACUUCCACCGGCUUACGUUCUUCUGGCCUACCAACACAAAGCCUUUAAAGUUGAUAAAGAACUUAAUUGCGCAACCGAAUUCCUGUAUCCAGAGCUCACUGAUGUGAAUCUCAAAGGACCACUUGCUGGAGCUCCAGUCAGUCUCAAGGAGUGCUUUGAGAUCAAAGACCUGGAUACUUGCUUGGGAUGCUCAUGUUCCAUCGGUAUUCCACAAGAAGACGACUCUGUAGUCUUGAAAUUGAUUCGUGACCUCGGUGGAGUGCCCUUUGUUAGGACUAAUGUUCCACAGACUAUGCUAAGCACCCAGUGCAGCAACCCAAUCAAUGGAGUGACCUUGAACCCACUGAGAACCAACCGCACUCCUCACGGAUCAAGUGGAGGUGAAGCGGCCCUUGUGAGUGCGUGUGGCUCUCCCCUAGGUUUGGGCAGUGAUCUUGGUGGUAGCAUUCGUCUCCCUGCUGCCAUGUGCGGUAUCGUAGGAUUUAAACCAACUGCCGGACGUCUUAGCGCUCGCGAUCCCGAAAACUCUGCGGCGGCAAAACCCAUUGCACCAACCUGGGGUCCCAUUUGUCAUGAUGUAGCGUCUUGCCAAUUAGUGAUAGAGGCAUUGUUCAAUUCUCCUCUCACGCGAACCCUCGAUCCUGAAUGUCCUCCUGUUCCCUUCCACCAGAUUCCAAAAGACCGACGUCUCCGAAUUGGCUACUUCUUAAAGCUCGAGGAUUUAGUUCCCGUGCCAGCCGUUCGUCGUGCCCUUCUUAGUGUUCGUGACAAACUUAUCUCACGUGGUCAUGAGCUAGUGGAGUGGACUCCACCCUUUACAGGAAAGGAGUAUAUAGACAUCUUUCUUCGUGGCAUCUUCUCCGAUGGUUGUGAGUCCAUCAAACGUCGCCUUACCCAUGAUAAGCUUGAUCCUUGCAUUCGGCUUAUCUACCAACUUGCCUGUAUGCCGUGGUAUCGACGGUGGUGGCUCCAAAUGAAGUUAAAACUUACGGAAAGAUGGGAUCUUUUGGCGUUAACCAAGGCCGUGCGUGGAUUUUCGGGGGUCCCUGAUCUAGGAACCUUUGUCCAGACACUUAAAGCCUUCCGCCAUCUAGUUAUGGACAGUCUCCGCGCAUCAUCCAUCGAUGUGGUUCUAUGCCCUGUGGCUGGAUUCGCUGCGGCUUUGCCGAUUAACCCUCCUUACGCCAGCAUUGGUAUGCUGGUCUUUCAGAACCUUGCCAACACGUUAAAUGUUCCAGCUGGAUGUAUGCCGUCGGAAUGUUUCGUAGAGGAUCGAGAUAUUCAGGUGUUGGAACAGGCAGUAAACGGCGUGACAAUUAAGUCGGCGAUGGAUGAAGAGGAAGCGAAUUUCUACACGGGUUAUGGAGCACUGUCAUCUCUUCAUAAAAAUAUGCUUCCGCUUCAACGAGGGACAGAAGGACUACCAAUUCCAAUUCAGUUUAUGUCAUUACCUUGGCAGGAUGAGCUCUGUCUGUUUGCCAUGAGGGAAGCUGAAUUGGGUAAUCAAUGUCCUUCCAGUCUGCUGCCAAAAUUGUCGCCUUAG
This is a messenger RNA of Echinococcus granulosus, 1809 nucleotides long. Its product is annotated as Fatty-acid amide hydrolase. Gene Ontology annotation, molecular function: fatty acid amide hydrolase activity; amidase activity. The transcript has 12 exons. Lineage: Eukaryota; Metazoa; Platyhelminthes; Cestoda; Cyclophyllidea; Taeniidae. The record is from RefSeq and is a predicted model, not a curated record. Gene Ontology annotation, biological process: fatty acid catabolic process. Bases 1 to 1809 code for a protein of 602 amino acids.